Molecule: messenger RNA, 3139 nt
Organism: Hippoglossus stenolepis (Pacific halibut)
Lineage: Eukaryota; Metazoa; Chordata; Actinopteri; Pleuronectiformes; Pleuronectidae
Product: potassium voltage-gated channel subfamily S member 3
Exons: 2
Coding region: 127-1608 (493 amino acids)
Biological process (GO): protein homooligomerization; potassium ion transmembrane transport
Cellular component (GO): voltage-gated potassium channel complex; membrane
Molecular function (GO): voltage-gated potassium channel activity; protein binding
Source: RefSeq, a predicted model, not a curated record
CCUGAAGCCGCAGCACCGCUCCCUCUCUCCCUCCUCCACCGACCUGCCGUGCGUUUUUUUUGUGCAAAACUAAAACAGCUGGAUAAAAGUUAUUUUCAUGGAAAGAACGGCUCCACGUGCAGGACGAUGGGGUAUGGGCAAAUUCUCCACCGGUGUGGGAACGAGGAGGACCAGGUCCACCUCAACGUGGGAGGAGUACGACAUGAAGUGGAUCCCAGCAUGCUGCAACGCUUCCCUCACACACGCCUAGCACGUCUCCUCUGCUGUCAGAGCGAGGCGGCAAUCCUGGAGCUGUGCGACGACUACAUCCAGGACGAGAAGGAGUACUACUUCGACAGGAAUCCCCGGGUCUUCCUGUGCGUGCUCAACUUCUACCAAACGGGACGUAUCCACAUGAUGGAAGAGGUGUGCGUUUUCUCCUUCAGCCAGGAGAUCGAGUACUGGGGCAUCCAGGAGCUCUACCUGAGCCCCUGCUGUAACAACUGGUACCACGAGAGGAAGGAGUACAUCGAGGACAGGGACUGGGACAUCAGGAGCGACGACAUGCAGCAGCCAAGCUGCCACUCGUCCUUCGAGGAGCUCUCUGCUCUCGAUAAAGACCUGGAGAAGUUCAAAGGUGUCUGGUGUGCAGAGCUGAGGAGCUACAUUUGGCUGAGGCUGGAGGAUCCCGGUCACUCCACGGCCUCUAAAGUCAUCGCCGUGGCCUCCCUCAGCGUGGUCUUGACCUCUAUUGUUGCCAUGUGUGUCCACAGCAUGCCUGAGUUCCAGCGUGUGGACGACAAUGACAGGCCCAUCGAGGACCCCGUCCUCUCCAUCCUGGAGGUCAUCUGCAUCAUCUGCUUUUCCACAGAGUUCAUCCUCAGGCUGAUUGUUGCACCCUCUCGCAGGAAGUUCCUCUCAAACCCCUUGAACAUCAUAGACGUCGCUUCCAUUUUGCCAUUUUACGCCACUUUAGCUCUGGAGACAGCGGACGAGGAGGCCGCGGAGGAGAACGCGGACCUAGAGAACGUUGGGAAAGUGGUGCAGGUUCUGCGUCUCAUGAGGGUUCUCCGAAUCCUCAAACUGGCUCGUCACUCCAUCGGGUUGCGAGCGUUGGGUGCCACGGUCCGACACAGCUACAACGAGGUGGGUCUUCUUCUUCUCUUCCUCUCGGUGGGCAUCUCCAUCUUCUCUGCCCUGAUCUACUUUGCGGAGAAGGAAGAAGAGUCCACAGAUUUGGGGACCAUCCCUUCAGGCUGGUGGUGGGCGACGAUCACCAUGACCACAGUCGGUUAUGGUGACACCUGCCCAGUGACGUUUCUAGGGAAGAUAGUGGCGACCUUGUGUAUCAUCUGUGGCUUGUUAGUGGUGGCUCUGCCCAUCACUAUCAUCUUCAAUAAGUUUUCAAAGUACUAUCAAAGAAAUAAAGCCAUGGAGGCACAAGGUAUCACUAAGCCUGUCAGACAAGACCCAGAACUCCCUCAUUAUAACAUCAGAGACCUGUUCACAGACGGCGUGUAUCCCUUCAUUGGAAGUAUCACCUUCAGGAACAGUGUGAGCAGCGCAGGGGACGAUACAGAUGCCUCCAGUCUCCAGGACAUCGAGGUUUAUGAAAAUGACCCUUUAUGACUUCUAGUCACUCCGUGCCUCUCAGGGCAGAGCCCUCCAUCACUGACCCCGUCUUCCUACACUGUCUUCCUCCUGCAAUUUGACAGAGAUUUGUGAUGGCCAUUAUUAGCGUUUCCUUUUUUUUUUCUUACAAGGGGAUAGCUCGUGAAAUAUACAGCCUUGCUAAUACUCUAAGGGGAUUCAUCUGAAUCUUGCUCUGAGGUUUGAAAGCCCAUUUUCUGCUUGAGAAAACUGCAAUGAUGCAUGUAGAAGGCCAUAAUGUUAAUGUUUUUCAAAGUAAUGUCCUGUAUCGAUCUGUCUGCUCGCUGAAAGUUCAGACCGAAUAUAAAAGUCUAGGAUGACAACAACAGUUUGAUAUUUAGAAAUGGUGUUAUAGAUCUCUGAGUUGGCCGAUGAUGCACAGCCUGCAUGAACAAAAGUAAAUGAAUUUUUUUUAUUUUAAUCAGAGAGUAAUGUAAAUACUUUUGUAGAGUUAUGCAACAUCAUUGAUGCUGGUGAAGAGAGGCCGCACAUUUCUGUCAGAGCUCAGUGGGAAGGUUUGAUGCCAGGUUAUUGUUAUGGACAGUUGUGUUGGCAUGAAAUAAAACUCAGUGAAUCAGAAGCAAGAUGCCUCUCAUUUGUUUAAGGGCAAAACAGAAUGUGGUAUGUUGCAUUCAUCUAUAACCGUAUGUAUAAAAAGUGCAGGAUUCCACAUUGACUGAAAUGAUGGAAAUCAUCGAGAAUGUCUUUUCCUUUGUGGUCGAAUGCAGACGUAGAAGAAACUUUCUUGUCUUGUUCGGUCUUGUUUCUCCCUGAAAGCAUUGAUUUCCUGCCUCAUGUUAUCAUCUGUGGUUGGACGAGCUGCCGUCCCACUAGAGCCAGAGAUGUAAGAAAAAAACAAUCACUCCUCUGCAGGGGUCUCAAAGGUGCUCGCGCAGUUGACCGGAAGCAGCCUCACGCAAAGUUAACAUCACCUGCAUUUGUAAACAAUGUUACUUGAACCAUUUGUGGAUUUAAAGCUCAGAUGGUUUAUUAUCUAUUGGCUGAAAUACAAUGUAUUAAAUUGAUGUAAGUGAGGAGUUGAGGUUCCCGUACAGAUCAUAGAUCGUAAGUAAAGAUGGACGAUUGCCCACUCUCCAGAAAUGAAGCCAAAAUAUCCUGGAUACAAACCAUCUGGUGCCAAAGACAUACAGUACAGUCCAUAUAGUACAGAUACACAAUCCUUACUUCACAGCAGGUUGUGUAAAGACUAACUGCUGAUUAACCUGAAUCACUAUUGGUUCAUAAUAUUAAAUGAGUUUUGAUCAGUCAGCUUUAGAUGAGCAUCGUGUAGAAGGUGAUUAGCAAAUUGCUUUAUCCACACUUUCAGUUUUUCACUCUUGGCACGUACCAUUUAAUGAAAUGACACAGAAGAGCAUUGAAUUUAUAUGAGGGGUCACCAGAUGGACAAAUGAGCAACAAAUCAUGUUGUGUUACUCCUAAUUAUGUAAAUGUGGGACGCACCUCAUUGACCCAUCAUAAUUUCAAAUGCUUACAAGGCAAAAAGGUUGUG